Uranotaenia lowii is the source of this 1743-nucleotide messenger RNA. RefSeq lists its product as uncharacterized. NCBI's taxonomy places the organism in Eukaryota, Metazoa, Arthropoda, Insecta, Diptera, Culicidae. The coding region runs from base 1 to 1743 and encodes 580 amino acids. The record is from RefSeq and is a predicted model, not a curated record. Gene Ontology annotation, molecular function: nucleic acid binding. The transcript has a single exon. Gene Ontology annotation, biological process: DNA integration.
AUGUUUCUGACGACGGUACGAAAUGGAUUCAAAGGUCCACCAUUUAUCUACCAGCAAAAGCAAAAGUGGCCUAAAAUUCCAUCGACUCUAGGGGCUACCGUAGAAGAACUACGACCGAGAUUGAUGCUGCACUACGCUACCUGCCAGCCGAUCGUUGAAGUUGAAAACUUCUCCAAAUGGGUCAAACUGUACCGAUUGACUGCAAUGUUCUUGAGGGCCGUUAAAAAGUUCAUCGUUUUCUUGAAGAUCAAAAGAGAGUCGCAGAGACCAUGCAUUUUAUUACCACUAAGUCAAGAUGAGCUUAUUGCAGCACAAAACCUUUUGUAUCGUCAAGUUCAAAGCUAUGCCUACCCCGAAGAAUAUUCCCUUCUACAGAAACCAUCGAAUACUUCCUUACCUAAACGCAGUUCACUUUUUCGCGUAUCACCGUUUCUAGACGAACAUCAAGUUAUGCGCAUUCAUAAUCGCGCUAAAAAUUGCCAAUUUACUGACCUAGAAUCUAAAAACCCAAUAGUUUUGCCACCCACGCACCAUCUUACCAAACUAAUCGCACAACAUUACCAUCGAAAUCUGCUACAUCGCAAUCAUGAAACCGCAAUCAACCGUCUACGUUUACGUUAUUAUAUCCCAAAAUUAAGAGCUUUCUUCCGUAGAAUGAGAGGAGAUUGCCAACAAUGUAAAAACGCAAACGCUAAACCACAACCACCAGCAAUGGCCGAUCUUCCUGCUUCGAGGUUGGCUGCAUUUUGUCGACCUUUCACGUACGUGGGUGUGGACUAUUUCGGUCCGAUACCAGUUUCUGUAGGUCGUCGGUCAGAGAAAAGAUGGGGCGUCUUAGUCACCUGUCUAACAACCCGAGCAAUCUACAUCGAGCUGGCGCAUUCCCUUACAACAGAUUCCUGUAUAAUGGCCCUAAGAGUGUUCAUGGUUCGACGAGGUGUUCCUGCAGCCAUUUACAGUGAUCGUGGAACGAAUUUUAUAGGAGCUUCGAAAGAAUUGUCCAUAGAACUGGAUAAGAUGAAUCAAAACAAAUUGAUAGCAGCAAUCGUAUCUCCAGAUACCAGAUGGGAGUUCAAUCCGCCAGCUUCUCCGCACAUGGGCGGUUCGUGGGAGAGGCUCAUACAAAGUGUAAAAAAGAACCUGCAAAACAUGACGUUGACUAGACUGCCAUCUGAUGAAGUACUCCGGUGCGCAUUGACCGAAAUUGAAGGGACAGUCAACUCCAGGCCUCUCACCUUUGUUGCAUUGGACGACGAGGAUUCACCUGUUCUAACGCCGAAUCAUUUCAUCCUGGGAUCGUCGGAUGGCCUGAAACCGUUGGCUCUCUUUGACGAUAGUUCUAAAGCGUUGAAGAAAUCCUGGCACACCUCUCAGUUGAUCGCGAAUAUUUUCUGGAGACAUUGGCUCAACGACUAUCUUCCGUGUCUUACACGGCGGUCCAAGUGGUUCAAUCUAGCUCGUCCGAUUUCCGUAGGAGAUGUCGUCGUGAUUGCUGAUCCCAACUCACCCCGGAAUACGUGGCCUAAGGGCAGAGUCAUCGGGACAAGCCAUGCCAAAGAUGGACAAGUGAGAUGGGCGGUCGUCCAGACGGCGCAUGGUAUUUAUGAGCGCCCUGCAGUUAAGAUCGCGGUUCUCGACGUUGGCGUUCAACCUAUUGCGUCCCAGGAGGAAUGUGGCCGCACUACCGGGGGGACUGUUAUCGGCGCCGUGUCGAAUCCCUCGAUCAGAAACGUCCGAUCGUAA